AUGGCAUUGAAGCGACUAGAUGUGUUUUGCACGAGGCGUCGAAAAGUCUUCACCAUUGUGAUACUGCUAGUGCUGGUCUACGUGCCGUUACACUACAAUCUGCUCUUAGCAAACCUUUCGCUGUUCGAAGGGAGUGAGACGGAUAGUAUAUCGUGUUAUUAUUCGGCGCUAGGGGACGUUUUGCCGAGAGCGGACGCUUCACCGUCGCCCAAUUCGAUAUUCUUCCACGAGACCUCCUGCGUCGGCAAUAUGACGUCGAGGCAGGCGUGCGCCAUUGAGUCCGCGGCGCGGGCGCACCCGGAAUACCAGAUCCAUGUGUUAUUCAGCGCGCCAGUAACAAAAGCCGCUCUGAACGGGCCCCCAUUUAAGAUGCUCGGGGCUAUCGAAAACGUUAGACCCGCGAGGGUACACAUAGCCGAAUACGCUAAAGGCACGCCCGCGGAGCAAGUCGUGGUGAGCGGCGCGUUGAACGGCAGUCUGUGGAAGAUAUCGCACGCGUCGGAUUUGCUUAGGUUCUUGACGCUGCACAAGUGGGGGGGCGUGUAUCUGGACUUGGACGUGGUGGUGGCGAGGCGGUUCGACACGCUGGCGAGCAACUGGGCCGCGAGGGAGAGCGACACGCACGUGGCGACCGGCGCCCUGGCCUUCUCGAGGGACGAAGUUGGCAGGGCAGUCGCGACGGCGGCCGCGAGAGAAAUCCAGACAAACUUCAGAGGCGACCUGUGGGGUCACAACGGUCCGGGUGUUAUAACACGAGUGCUCAAAAGAUUGUGCUCUACCACAAAUGUCACUCUCAUGUCGGCCGAAUCCUGUAGAGGAUUCGAGGUGUAUGGGCCGGAUCUUUUCUAUCCGAUCAAAUGGCAAAACGGUAAGGAAUAUUUCGCUGCCGGCGAACUGAAAAUCAAGGACUCAUACGUUUACCACGUGUGGAACCACCUCACUAAGGGACAUAAGGUCGACAUUAAAUCUCCAUACGCCGAACUCGCAAGGAGAUUCUGUCCGUCAACUUACGAAUUAUAUGGCGAUCGGUUUGGCAUG
Molecule: messenger RNA, 1038 nt
Organism: Iphiclides podalirius (scarce swallowtail)
Lineage: Eukaryota; Metazoa; Arthropoda; Insecta; Lepidoptera; Papilionidae
Source: the annotation of a GenBank genome assembly